Molecule: messenger RNA, 504 nt
Organism: Lachancea meyersii CBS 8951
Lineage: Eukaryota; Fungi; Ascomycota; Saccharomycetes; Saccharomycetales; Saccharomycetaceae
Source: the annotation of a GenBank genome assembly
AUGUUGAAUUCUCUCAUAACCAAGAGAGUCGCUUCAAAAGCAUACCACGGAGCUACUCAGGUUUCGAUUCCUAAGAGACCGCUAAAAAAGAUUAAACUAGGGAAAGCCAGGCCCGCUAUCUAUCACAAAUUUGACGUUCAGGUUGAAUUAAGCGAUGGUAGUGUUGUCACCAGAAGAUCGCAGUUUCCCAAAUCCCAAAUUAGAUUGAUUCAAGACCAGAGAAAUAAUCCACUAUGGAACGAGAGCAGAGACGACCUUGUGGUAGUGGAUGCCAAUGCAGGCGGUAGACUGGAUAAGUUCAAGCAGAAGUAUGACCAGGUAUUCAGUUUCGAAAGCGUGCCUCCCAAGCAGCCGGCUGCCGAGGCCAAACAACCUGCAGAGGCAGAAACACAAGAUCCGGAGGAUGAUUUUGGAAUGGACGACUACAUGUCUCUGCUCAACGAGAACGCCCAGCAAGUACAAAGCGGUGGUAAGCUCGCUACCAAGAAAAGAGACAAGAAAUGA